GCGGCUGUCCAUCCCACUCGAUCGAUGCAUGUUAGCAUCAUUCUGACAGGUCUCGACGACGCAUUACUCCCAUCACGUGAUAUAUGUGCCAGUAGAGCCUACUCCGAGUAGUUGCCGACCUACUGGCCUUUGAAUCGGGCAUCAAACGACCCCGCCGAGCCCCUCUUCUAAAGCCUUCAAACCUCGAGCCCGUCAUCUACUUGUUAUACUUCGAAAGUCCAAAAUAUCUUCCCUGAAACGUCACCAUGGCCUAUGGAGAGCUCUCAGCGGACGCACAAGCGAUUGUUGAUCGCAUAAGAGAUACUAUCAAGGAGGGGAAGGCGAAAAUUGGGGAGAGCAAGCCCGGCACGGGCUGGGAAUAUUGUGGUCUGGAGCUCUCUGGCGAGAAAUCUCGGUUGAAUCAAGAGCUAGGUACAAAUGACUUCUUGGCCCUCGAAUGCAGUGUAUUACACUUGGUCCGGAACGGAACGAUCGAUAAUCCUACGUCUCAUAUGCUCAUCAUCCCAUUGAAUGGUACCGUGAGCCUCAGUAAAGAAGAGCCGUUACAGCCAUGCCAUUACAUUAAUGAGACAAGGACCAUUUUCGGUGAGAAUAUUGAUAUAAUCGCCGUGGCCUUAAAGAAGACGUGAUUGAAAAACCAAAAGGAGAUAUGUGCUUUCUGCGUUUCUAGCGAAUUUGGUGUCACAGUAGCGCUUCAUAAAAUCAUUUCCAA
Messenger RNA from Aspergillus steynii IBT 23096, 712 nucleotides. RefSeq lists its product as uncharacterized. The transcript is spliced from 2 exons. The record is from RefSeq and is a predicted model, not a curated record. The coding region runs from base 246 to 629 and encodes 127 amino acids. Lineage: Eukaryota; Fungi; Ascomycota; Eurotiomycetes; Eurotiales; Aspergillaceae.